This is a messenger RNA of Physcomitrium patens, 1887 nucleotides long. RefSeq names its product tetraspanin-10. NCBI's taxonomy places the organism in Eukaryota, Viridiplantae, Streptophyta, Bryopsida, Funariales, Funariaceae. The record is from RefSeq and is a predicted model, not a curated record. Gene Ontology annotation, cellular component: membrane. Gene Ontology annotation, biological process: auxin-activated signaling pathway.
GUAUCUCGACACUCUGUUUCCAGUUAGCUAUGUCCAAAUCCUUGACCCCUUGAAAUCGAAGAUUUAAGUGAUGGCGGGUUUUGCUGUCUGUAUUUAUUUAUAUUUGUGUAUUGAUUUUCGAUUUCGAUGGUCUUUCUUUUUCUUCUUGCUUGGCGAGUUUAGUAGCUCACUAUAGGAGCGCUGGUCUACUUUCCGCCCCUGGUGAUGUUAAUCAGCAUUGUCAAGCUGAGUAGUGUGCGCGUUCUGCGGGUAUUCUGUUGAUUGAGCUUGCAACAGUAUGGGGAUUAUUUGGUAGUCUAUCAUGUUUUGAGCAUAAUCGAACAUCUGUGAGCCACUUUUGUUGAUGUUUCAGUGUGCUUAAUCCUUUUGAAAGAUACAGUCAUUCUAGGUACCCAUCUUCCAUUCAUUCAUGAUUUUAUCUCGAGUUUAAAUUCUCGGUCUCGUAGAUGCAUGUUAAUCACGGGUUUAGCACGAAAUUUCUUGACCGUCACUGAAACGAAAGUGGGACUGUUUGAUUGUUUGACAUCUUGCUCGAUGAGCUGCAAAUUCACCUCUACUUUAUUUGUGCUACUCAACCUUCCCAUUCGAUCGCGCUGGAGCUGAGCAAGGAGGGUCACUAUCUAUCAUUCUAGGAUCUUCAUCUCCGCUUGAGUCAUGGACGAUGUGUAUCUUAAAGAUGAAAAACCAGUCAGUAACACUGUCUCUUUUGUCAAGGGGAUUAAUGCUCUGGCUGUGUUGCUUGCGAUAGCCCUUCUAUCACUAGGUAUAUGGCUAGCAACGAGGCCUGGCGAUUGUGAGAAGUACGCGACGGUACCAGUAUUUCUUGCUGGCGCUUUCUUUUUACUUGUAGCGGUGCUGGGUCUUUUCGGCUCCUGGUUUGCAAUUAUACCUAUCUUGUAUACCUAUCUGGUGUUGACGUUUGCGACGCUUAUCGGGUUUCUAAUUUUGACAAUAUUCAUAUUUGCUGUAACGAGCAAAGGAGGUGGCUAUGCAGUUGCUGGUCAAACCUUUCAAGAGUAUAAAGUGAGCGAUUACUCAAACUACGUUCAAGAUAGGCUUAACAGGGUUUCAAACUGGAAUCACAUCAAGGCUGUCAUUGCUGCAAGCGACAGCUGUGCAAAAUUUGAUCAAAUCUCGCCUGUAGAUUAUCCUUACUCGAACUUGGAUCCGAUACAAUCUGGUUGCUGUCGACCUCCUGCAGAAUGUGGAUACGCCAUGUCUGGUCGUGGUACUUUCACUACAACGUCAGUGCCUUUGUCUGCUAAUCCGGAUUGUCAAAGAUACUCGAACGAUGCGUCGAUAAAAUGUUACGACUGUGAUUCUUGCAAGGGUGGAGUGGCGCAAGAUUUAAAGAAAACUGGGCGAGUUGCAGGCAUUAUUACUCUUGUCAUUUUUUUCGCUUUGGUUGCGAUUUUGGUAGUGGCUUGUUCCGUGGGACAUCGAUUUGCACGGGAAAAUUUUCAUAGAGUAUAACAUUUGGAGAACUCAUGUGCUCAUCACCUGAAAAUUUUAACAUAUGCACAAAAAGUGACCUUGUAUUUGUCUUACGUCUGAGCUUAUUUGUGCUUACUAAAUCUAGGAACGAGUUCUGUCAAGUUUUUGAAGUCAGAUCAUCGUCUACAUCUUCAAGACUAUUUCUGGUGUAACCUACAAUUGGCUCCUAGUCGCAAUGUGGUUGGCAUGGCUGGUCCAGUCAAAUGUAGACGUUGAAGUUCUAGCUCGACAAAAUUAGUUUUCAGUUGAUUUAAGAGAGCUUUCCCAGUUCAUAUAUCGUAGUGAGGUAAUUGUUGGAUUUAAAUGUUCUCAAGGGGCAUGAGUGAUCUUCCCCAUCCUGUACAAUGCAACCGGAUUACAGAAUACACGAACCGUUUUUGUGAUUUUGCAUUA